Molecule: messenger RNA, 1901 nt
Organism: Mizuhopecten yessoensis (Yesso scallop)
Lineage: Eukaryota; Metazoa; Mollusca; Bivalvia; Pectinida; Pectinidae
Product: serine-threonine kinase receptor-associated protein-like
Exons: 7
Coding region: 99-1082 (327 amino acids)
Biological process (GO): spliceosomal snRNP assembly
Cellular component (GO): SMN complex
Molecular function (GO): RNA binding; protein binding
Source: RefSeq, a predicted model, not a curated record
CUGUACAUUCCGAAAUACCAACUUCCGGUGAUGUGGAGUGGCUCUGGAUUUUCCUUCAACGAUACCAAAACGCCAAAGAUAUUCAGGAAGUUGCCACAAUGACGGGCAUGCGACAGACUCCUCUUACUUGCAGUGGCCACACACGGCCUGUUACAGACCUUGCUUUCAGUGAAUCAACCCAUUUUGGUUAUUUUCUCGUCAGUGCAUGUAAAGAUGGCAAGCCAAUGCUUCGUCAGGGUGACACUGGAGAUUGGAUUGGAACAUUUGAAGGCCAUAAAGGAGCUGUAUGGGGAGCCACACUUAACGCAGAAGCCACAAAAGUGGCUACUGGAGCAGCCGAUUUCUCUGCGAAACUUUGGGAUGCCCUCAGUGGAGAAGAGCUGCACACCUUUACCCACAAACAUAUUGUCAAGAGCGUGGACUUUUCCACAGACAGUAACCUACUACUAACUGGCAGUAAUGAGAAAAUGCUGCGAAUAUUUGAUCUUCAGAGACCAGAAGCUGAUCCCAAAACUUGUUUGAGUGGUCACACUUCCAAUAUAAGAACAGCCAUAUUUACCAAAUGUAACACUCAGGUCAUCAGCGCCUCAGACGACAAAACUGUCAGAUUGUGGGAUGCCUCGAGUGGUGAAGAGGUUAAAAAGCUGGAGUUCGCUGCCAUCCCCAGCAGCCUGGAACUGUCAACUGACCAAAUGCUGCUCCUCAUCACCCACGGCAACUUCACCAGCUUCUACAACGCAGAAACGUUAGAGAAAAUCAAAGAGUUUGAAGCUCCAACUCAGAUCAAUUCUGCCUCACUUAACAUGUCUAGGAAGGUGUUUGUAGCGGGUGGAGAGGACUUCAAGAUGUACAAGUUUGACUAUGAGACAGGAGAGGAGCUUGAAUCAUUCAAAGGACAUUUUGGACCAGUGCAUUGUGUACGAUUCUCUCCGGACGGCGAGCUGUAUGCAAGUGGGAGCGAAGACGGAACUUUACGACUGUGGCAGACAACAGUUGGAAAGACUUACGGCCUGUGGAAAUGUGUCUUGCCUGAUGAGGCAAUAAAUAAUACAGACUCUACACCGACAAAGGCUGAGGCUUAACGACUCAUUCCCUAACACAGUGUAAACCAUGUAUUGGUUUGGCUGAAAAGAGCUGCAAAGCCAUAGACAUCAGUCUGUGCGUCUUCACCUGCCUGUGGAUUAGUAACACGCAAUCACAACCUGCCUCUCUUUUUGUGCACUACGGCCUGUAACAUGUGAUUUUGUCAGUUAAGAACAGUCACACAUGAUGUCAUUCCAUCAGCGCUGCCAAUUAUGUCUGUAGAAAUUCAUUUUAUAAAAUUCUUGAUCAUCAAUAUUUUAUAUUUUUGACCAGAUAAUUUUAUUCAAGUCAUAGCAAUUUUGCCCAAUGGUGUCUUGCUGAGUCUGUUAAUGUUGGUAAUUGACCUGAGGAAUCAUCUGGUGUAAUACAUAUGCAUCAGAUAUCAAUAGGAACUGCUAGUCUUGAACACAGGAAACAAUUUCUACCUGGAGAAUUUUAGUACAAAUACAUGUAUGUUUUUCCUGAUAUGAUUUGCAAAUAAUUUGUUACCUAGUAAAUAUAACUCAGAAGUUUGCAGUGUUAGAUUACCAACCUUGCAGGGCAGUGUAUUGAAAUUUGAGUCGCAUACAAUGUGGUAGUAUGGUAAAGUUUUAACAUAUUUGACAUUGAGGGGAAUUGCACCAAUUGGUUGCCAUGGCAUCAAAUUAAAAAUCUAUGUUUGUGUAAUGAAACUGUCUCUUAAAUGUGAUGUAGGACAAUUUUACUGAAAGGAUCGUACAAAAAAAAGUAUGGUAACUACACAGAGAAUAAUUAUUUAGCAUUAUUUUCAUGGUGUGAAGUUUGGGACACGAAUAAAAUGAUGAGAUUUAUUUACAAAA